AUGUCUAGAAUAUUAAAUCAUCGAAUGAGAUCUAGUCUAAGAAGGCCCUCUUCAUGGUCUUGUGUAGACAAACGAGCUGUCGCUUUCUCUGUAUGGACUGGGCGUAGUGUACUUUUACACAAGCCACUAGACAGUUACCAGAUUCCAAGACGAAGAUAUGGCAUGCUUAUUGCCCGGGCAGUUCGAGGGGUGUUAAAAAUCAGAUAUUUAUUACUAGGAGGCGCUGUUGGAGGAGGAAUGACUUUAAAUAAGAAAUAUGUGGAAUGGAAAGAUGGACUUCCAGAAAUGGGAUGGUUGAAUGAUUUAUUGCCAGAUAAUGAACAAUGGGAUAAAUUCACCACAACACUCUUAGAUGCUAAAGAAAAAAUUGGGGAUCAGUUUCAAAUUGAUCCGAGGUUGCGAGAGGCUGGUGCAGUCAGGGCUGCAGAACUCCGGGAGUGGCUGGCACAAAGAUAUGAAGAUGCAGUGGCUGCUGCUGCUGUUAAAAAUGCUACCAGCAGUAUUGAACCAGCCCCUAAAAUAGUCAACAAUUUACAAAGUCGACCAGCACCAAUGUCAGCUAAAUCAAACGCCGACGAAACUGCUGCCUAUGAGCGCCGCGUUCACGCUUUGCAAGAGGAAGUGCUAUCACUACAGGCACGUUAUCAGCGCGAGUUACAAAGACUGGAGCAAGAAAAUAGAGAACUCAGACAACAAAAUAUGUUGUUGAGGCAAGGCAGACAACCAUCAACUAAAAAGAUGAAACGUUCCCUAAUUGAUAUGUACUCAUCUGUCUUGGAUGAGUUGGCCGACUGGGAUUCUGGUGAAGCAGGCAGAUUGCCUAGAGUAGUUGUGGUAGGUGAUCAGUCUGCUGGCAAGACUUCAGUUCUGGAGAUGCUGGCUCAGGCCAGGAUUUUUCCUAGGGGAGCUGGAGAAAUGUGUACCAGAGCACCGGUAAAAGUAACAUUGUCGGAAGGGCCUUACCACGUGGCGCAGUUCAACGACUCGUCUCGCGAAUUCGAUCUCAAUAAGGAAGCCGAUCUUGCUGAUCUACGAAAAGAAGUUGAGCUGCGUAUGCGCAAUAGCGUUCGUGGUGGUCGUACAGUGUCCAACCAACAGAUCGCCAUGUCUGUGAAGGGACCUGGUAUACCCCGUAUGGUGUUGGUUGAUUUACCCGGAGUUAUAUCUACUCAAACGGUGGAUAUGGCAUCUGAUACCCGAGAGGCGAUCAAAGAAAUGACCAAGCAGUACAUGGACAAUCCUAAUGCUAUUAUACUCUGUAUACAGGAUGGCUCAGUUGACGCCGAACGAAGCAAUGUGACCGACUUAGUAUCAUCCUGUGAUCCGUCUGGAAAGAGGACUAUCUUUGUUCUCACGAAGGUUGACCUUGCUGAAGAGAAUUUGGCUAACCCCAAUAGAAUUCGACGUAUUUUGGAAGGAAAAUUGUUCCCAAUGAAGGCACUCGGAUACUACGCGGUGGUGACUGGCCGAAGCAGGAAGGAUGACUCCAUACAGAGCAUCCGCGAAUACGAAGAGAGAUUCUUCAGAUCUUCUAAAUUAUUUAAAGAUGGAAUGGUUGCGGCCGGUCAAGUGACUACCCGCAAUUUGGCGUUGGGCGUGGCCGAGUGCUUCUGGAGGAUGGUGAGAGACUCUGUGGAACAGCAAGCGGAUGCGUUCAAAGCGAUGCGAUUUAAUCUAGAGAGCGAAUGGAAGAAUACGUUCCCACGCCAACGUGAACUGGACCGUGAUGAGUUGUUCGAACGUGCGCGUGCAGAAUUGCUAGACAAGUCUGCAGAAUUGUCAGGUGUUCCAGCCGCAGCCUGGGAAGCCCGGCUCCAAAAAGCCUUGUGGGCCGCUGCCGCGCAGAGAAUAUUUGCUGGGAUAUAUCUACCAGCAGCAGCGAAUGCUAGUGAAGAUGUUGAUAUGCAUGUUCUACUUCAAGUCAAAUACAAGCAUCCGAAAAGUGGUGAUACUUCGCAAAUAUGGCUUGACCCCUUUGAUAUUGAUUUUAAUAAAUUCAAUACAUCAGUGGACAUUAAACUUCGGGAAUGGGCGGAAAAUGAACUGGCAACCCUCUCCAUACAAGCUGGGCGACAGGCGUUACGCGAGGAGUUCAGUGAACUUAUGUCCAAAUCCUCUGAUUCCGACGCUAUCUAUGAACCAGUGAAGAAGGCUGCUGUGGAUGAAGCCUUAUCUAGACAUCAGUGGGAAGAAAGGGCUCAGGACGUCCUGCGUGUACUGCAAGUAAAUGCGCUUCAAGAUAGGUGCGUGGCUUCGCGUGGUGAGUGGGACUCGGCUGUAUCUCUUAUGGAAGACGCUCUCAAGGAGCGACUUAAGUCCACCGAAGAAGACCUCAAGUCACUUGCAGGUCCUGGUUUCCGAGAGCGCUGGCUGUAUUGGCAAUCGAGUAGCGAAGAACAGAACAGACGUAGUGAAGUGAAAUCGGAGUUGGAGCGCCUCGGGUCUAGCAGGCCCAAUCUCUCGUACGAUGAAGUGGUAGCUGUGAGGGAUAAUUUGAGGCGGCGAGGCGUCGACACCGAUAAUGAGUAUAUACGGGAGACAUGGAAACCUAUUUAUUUAAAACAAUUCCUACAACGUGCAUUAUCACGAGCGAGGGACUGUCGCAAGAGUUUCUAUCUGUACACGCAACAGAAUGGUACUGGGAAGGAAUGCUGUGAAGUAGUGAUGUUCUGGCGGGUUCAAAGCGCACUGCGGACUACGGCGAAUGCUUUAAGGCAACAAAUUGGGAAUCGGGAGGCUGGUCGACUGGACCGGGAACUGAGGGAGGUUCUGGACGAGAUGUCGUCUGAUGCAGAUAUGAAGAAAAAACUACUCUCUGGUAGACGAGUUGAACUCGCUGAAGAAUUGAAACGCGUGCGACAUGUUCAAGAGAAACUGGAGGAAUUUAUUGAAGCGUUAAACAAAGAGAAAUAA
Messenger RNA from Pieris macdunnoughi, 2913 nucleotides. NCBI's taxonomy places the organism in Eukaryota, Metazoa, Arthropoda, Insecta, Lepidoptera, Pieridae. The record is from the annotation of a GenBank genome assembly.